Messenger RNA from Calidris pugnax (ruff), 1800 nucleotides. RefSeq names its product T-cell activation Rho GTPase-activating protein-like. The transcript has 15 exons. The coding region runs from base 193 to 1800 and encodes 535 amino acids. Gene Ontology annotation, molecular function: GTPase activator activity. The record is from RefSeq and is a predicted model, not a curated record. NCBI's taxonomy places the organism in Eukaryota, Metazoa, Chordata, Aves, Charadriiformes, Scolopacidae. Gene Ontology annotation, biological process: signal transduction.
CCAGAUGUCAGCUGAGUGUCUCUGGGGUUUUUGGUUCUUCUCAACUUCUGGGAGCAGAUUGUCUCAGCUGGCUACCUGAUCAGCGUGUCGCCCUCCAUCAAAGAGGAACGACAAGCAACUGAGUGCGAGCAAGGGAGGGUGAGAUCUUCACUCGGCACAGCUGGGACCUGCUGAGGAUGUGUCCACAGGCAAAUGCAGGCUCCUCUGGUGCACGACACAAUUCUGGAUACCUUCAUGGAUGCUGUGGAUACUCAGCACUUCUGGAAAAGCAGGAGCACAGGAAAUGCCAAGCCAGUUGUGCUGUACCUGCUUGGGAAAAAGAACCCCGAAACAACCCAAGGAAAUAAGAAAGAUUUAAUUGCAAAAAAGUGCAACACAAACCUAAAGACCACAAGGGACGACCCUGAGCCCGUGGCAGCACCACCCGAGCCGCUGCACCGCCAGCGGGUGAAGGUGACCGAGGGCCGGCGGAGCAGGAAGAGGGACCUGCUCCUCUACAAGGACACCUUGGUCAUCGCCAAGGCCAAACGUGGCAGCACCCCGCGCCCGCAGCUCUGCCUGGCCCUGGCCAUGCUGCAGGUGUUCUGCAGCGGGAAGGGGGCGGCCGGCGAUGGGACCAUGGAGGAGAAGGGCAAGGACGCCAAGUCCCUCGUCCUCCUCUGGCCCUCUGGAUCCUGCAUAGUCACCUUCUGCUCCCGGGUGGUGAAGGAGCUCUGGCUCAGCGCCCUCCUUGGGCCACCAGCAGGAGUGGAGGGAGCCCGGGUGACCCAGGUGCCCUCCAUCAAGCUCCUGCGGAAGGAGCUGAGGCGCCGCAAGGCUGCAAUGCCACUCCACGCCAGCAGCCUGGAGAGACUGGUGGAGCGCCAGGCAGAGCAGGGGGACAGUGCUGAGAGGCUGCGGGAGCACUCACCUGGCACUUCUCCUCCAUGCCUCUUUGCCCUCUUGUCCUUGCCAUCAGGUGGGACCGGCAGCAGGAGGAGGUUUCUUCCCUGGCCAUUUGGCCGGCGAGGGAACUCGGCCACUGCAGCGGCGCCCGGGUCGGCGGCCUCUGGGAACAGCGGGGCUCUCUUUGGCCGGCCCCUGGAAGCUCUCUGCAGCCAGGAUGGCACCCUACCCCAGCCCAUCCAGGACCUGCUGGCUCUUCUGCAGCAGCACGGGCCAUCCACGGAGGGGAUCUUCCGGCUGGCGGCCGGCGAGCACGCCUCGCGGCAGCUGAGGGAGGCCCUGGACUCUGGAGCAGAGGUCCAGCUGGAAAGCCAGCCUGCGCACUUGCUGGCCGUCAUCUUGAAGCCCUUGGCCUUGCAGGACUUCCUCCGUAAGAUGCCCUCCAAGCUCCUUCGGGCAGAGCUCUAUGAGGACUGGAUGAGCGCCCUGCAGAAGGAGAGCAGGCAGGAGAAGCUGGCAGCACUGAAAGAGGUGGCCAGCAAGUUGCCCAAAGGCAAUCUCCUGCUCCUUAAGCAGUUGCUAUCCCUGCUGCAGAACAUCAGCAGCAAUGUGGCCACCAGCAGGAUGAAUGGCCACAACCUGGCCAUCUGUGUGGGGCCGAACCUGCUCAGCCCACCAGAGGAGCACACACUCCCCCUCGACGUCCUGGUGGAGGUGACACAGAAGGUGACAGAGCUGGUGGAGUUCCUCCUUGAGCACCGUGGGGAACUCUUUGAGAAGGAGGAGGAGACUGUGUUUGCCGGGGCAUCAGGAGAGGAGUCAGCGGCACUGGAGGCAAAAGCAGAAACAGGAGAAGUGCCUCCAGUUGAUGCAGAGUGCAAGCACGUGCAGAGGUUGUCCGAGGAGAAAAGGUAA